GAUCCAGUUUGAGCUUUAUCUUCCAGUUCUUGACCCUGUCAAAAAGCCAUGACUAAAUCGGCAGCUUUGAUGCUGUUGUUCCUCAAUCUGUUCCUCUACUUGAUCAUAAUAGUAAUUGCUUCAUGGGCAGUGAACCAUGCCAUUGAAAGGACCCAUGAAACAGCUUCUGUUUUGGCAAUUCCGGCUCGAAUCUUUCCCAUGUGGUUUCCAAUGGGAAACUUGGCAACGGGUUUCUUCGUCAUCUUCUCCCUCAUUGCCGGGGUUGUGGGCAUUGCCACCUCUGUUACAGGAAUUGGAAAUGUUCUUCAAUGGGACCGAGCCAACUUAAGUGCGGCAGCUGGGUCUUCCCUGCUGUCAUGGGCACUUACUCUGCUAGCCAUGGGAUUUGCCUGUAAAGAGAUGGAUAUUGGCUGGACAGAUGCGAAUUUGCGUACUCUAGAGGCUGUAACAAUAAUAGCAAGCGCUACACAAUUGUUCUGCACUGGCGCUAUCCAUGCCGGCGCCGCCCAAGAUGUUGAGCCCUUUAGAACUGGAAGAGUUUGAAACUUCAAUUUGAUUCAUGCUCAAUGACAAUAAUAAAAAAAAAGGUUCCUAUAAAAAUUUUAUAUUCUACAAUAUCAAAAUUCUUCUAUUCUUUUUCCAUAUGAAAUUCUUGGGAAAUACACAUAUAUGAACCAUAUUGUGUUGGGAGUGGAAUGAAUGUUUUCUGUGCAG
Rubroshorea leprosula is the source of this 714-nucleotide messenger RNA. Lineage: Eukaryota; Viridiplantae; Streptophyta; Magnoliopsida; Malvales; Dipterocarpaceae. The record is from the annotation of a GenBank genome assembly.